Molecule: messenger RNA, 1959 nt
Organism: Paramacrobiotus metropolitanus
Lineage: Eukaryota; Metazoa; Tardigrada; Eutardigrada; Parachela; Macrobiotidae
Exons: 4
Coding region: 193-1890 (565 amino acids)
Source: RefSeq, a predicted model, not a curated record
AUUUUUCGGUUCCUGUACGAAAAGGCGCAAAGGAGUUAUUCCUCGUUUAAGCUCCAUUAUUUAUGAGACCAACUGGGCGGGCGGGCAAUGCGACCCGAGCCUGAUUUGAACGGAACUUACAUUUAAAAUGUAACUGGUGGACUUCAACCAAUUACUGUAACUGGUUGCACUGCAGUUGUUGCUUAGCUGAGAAUGCACCUUUAUGGCGAAAAGCGUUUUGAGUGCCACCCUGUGUACCAGUGGAACUCUGUGGAUGUGCUGACAGAGAGCGGACUCUUCCAGCAUGUUGAAGUGAUCGACGUGGCGGAGAACGGGCUGAUCGUGGAUUUCCAAAGCAAUGAACAGCGAGCGCAGUUCGUCAGCUACGACAAAAUCUUUCAUGCUUCCAUCAUUCCUAAUUCUGUGGGGGCCCAGCGCCAAUACAAACUGGGGUAUGCCGAACUGCAGUGGAGUCCCUCAGCAAUUGCGAAUGCCCGUGUGCAGGUCCUGUGGCGCUCGCAGCCGGGUGCUGCGUGGCUGUGGUACCCUGCCUGGCUCCUGAAUCGUGCUUUCUCCUUCCCCUUUAAUGACAUUUGCUUGGUCUGGGCCGCCGUGGAGGUGGAGGGUCGACGGCACGUGGAAUUGUUCUCCGCGGAUCAGGUGCGCUUCCCGCCGUCCAAGAAGCGCUUGGCCGAACGAGUGAUCCACCCGGGCUCCUUUGUAUCGCGCGAAUGCCGUCUGCCUGUUGAAUUCUGGCCGAAUACAACGCACACAGCAGCAGAUAAUUUCAGUCGGCAUCCGCCGUUUCAGGACAAACAUGUGCGUAUUCUAUCCGUUCUCGGGGAGACCGUAAAGUAUCUGCAGCGAAGUGACGCCGAACCUAUCACCGAAGAGGACGUGCAAAAAGUGUACGACGCGACCAGAGAGUUUUUCUCAAAGCAACCGGGCUUGUCCAAUGACGAACAGGACAAUCCUGCACUGCAGUUGUCCAGUGUUCGGAAGACGACCCGCAAACGCAAGUAUUCAGAGGAGGAUGCACAGCCGGAAGUGGAAUGCGUAUUGCCAGCCGCGACGCAUCUCCUGCUGGAGAUCUUCCAUUCCUUGGACAGCCUCACCCGCAUAAAACUGCGUCGCGUCUCUCCGCUGUGGAACACCGUCCUGACCGGCGCCGACAGCGCGAAAACCGUCCGGGUGUCCUUCGUCCUGAACCCGUUUUUCCCACGGGAAGCGGAGAAUUUCACCCAGGUAUUCGGCGCCGUGGCUGGCCUGCUGAAGUGUACGAAUGCUUCCACGGAACGGAUUAUUCUUGAGGAUAUGUGGGUGGAUAACUUUGAUGGUGCCCUGAUGGUGAUCAAGUAUCUGCUCCAGAACAUCCGGCUGAAACAGCUGACAUUCCAUAAUGUGGUAAUGGACUGGGAUGAUCGUUUUGAUGAGGACUACGCCGGGAGUGGUGUGGUGGCUGUGGAGGAGUUGGAGGGUGGAGGCAAGACGUUCUUCAGGCGCUUAGCCAAAACGCUGAAUAGUUGGGCACCGUGCUGCGAUGAACUCCGGCUGCGACGGUGUACGUUCACCUGUAUCGAAAAGAUGAACGCAGUUAUUCAACACGCGACGAUUAAGCUGGAUGCAGCGGAUAUUGAGGCGCAAUUCUGGGAUCUGUACGAGGCGCAUUUAUCCCGCGACGGGGUGAAUCUGGAGGAAAUGGCGGAAUGGAUUCGAACAGGAUCGGAAGAACUCCGCAACAUGGUUGCCCAGUACCUGGAGGACUGGCAGAGCUACGAUCCGCGAUCGACGACGCAAUAUCGUGGUCAAGAGUGGACGGUGGAUAAUCUGAAAGAUCUGGAUGUCUCCAAGCUGACCACCAUCACGCUGCGUGCCUUGAAAGAACGCCUUCCGGAGGAAAUGAAAGAUUAAUGCCAUAGAUUAACUGCAAAAUGUGAUUUUUUUGUGUUCACGAAUCUUGUGGUGGUAUUAAUCUUGAAU